AUGGGGAAGGAUCACUUGUCGUCGUUACGCUGUCGCUCGAGCAGCCGCCACAGAAAGAAGGGUUUAGCUGCGAAAGACGAAGCCGAGAGUAGCCGGCUUUCCUCUCCAGCGCCGAUUAAUGCAGACGGAGGAGAGGCUGUGAGGAAGUCAAAGAAGAAGAGCAGAGGAGCGAGGCUGUGGAUGAGGUUUGAUCGCACUGGAGCUUCCGAAGUGGUUGAAUGCGACAAGAGUACCAUCAUCAAACGUGCUUCCAUUCCCUCCAGGGAUUUGAAGAUUCUUGGUCCUGUCUUCUCUCACUCUUCAAACAUUCUUGCGAGAGAGAAAGCUAUAGUUGUGAGUUUAGAGGCCAUAAAGCUGAUAGUGACCGCAGAAGAAGUGCUGAUCUUGGAUCCUCUCCGUCCUGAAGUUCUUUCACUCGUUGACCGACUCAAGCAGCAGUUUCCUCAGUCUCAUGAAACAAGAGUUGCACAAGAAUCUUCUCUUCUUGAUCCGGAAGCAGCAGAGGACUUGCAGAGUCAUCAUGAGCUUCCUUUUGAGUUCCAAGUCCUGGAGAUUGCAUUGAAGGUAGUCUGCUCGUUUGUCGAUAGCAGCGUGGUAGCCCUAGAGACAGAAGCCUUGCCUGUCCUUGAUGAACUAACCAAGAAUGUCAGCACCGAGAAUCUUGAUUACGUUCGAAGCUUGAAAAGUAACCUCACCAGCUUGCUUGCUCGUGUACAAAAGGUGAGAGAUGAGAUUGAACAUUUGUUAGAUGACAACAAGGACAUGGCAGACUUAUACUUAACAAGGAAAUGGAUCCAGAGCCAGCAGCAAUCCAAGGCGCUAGUGCUUGGAGGGACAACGUCUAAGCGAAGCUCUAGUAUGGUGACGUGCAAUAAUACCAAGGAAGAUGAGGACGUGGAGGAUCUGGAGAUGUUGCUUGAGGUGUACUUCACACAGUUUGAGGGAGUGAGGAACAAGAUUCUUACGGUGAGGGAGUACAUUGACGACACUGAAGACUUUGUGAACAUACAACUGGAUAACCGACGAAACGAAUUGCUCCAGAUGAAGCUGGUGCUGAUCAUAGCCUCGUGUGCGAUAGCUGCGUACACGUUGUUGGUAAGCAUUUUCGGGAUGAACAUACCAUGUCCAUUGUAUAACAUGGAAGGCAUCUUUGGUUACUUUGUGUGGAGUGCUACUGCGGUUCACCUUGUCCUUUUCUUGCUCACCCUUGCUUACGCCAGGUGGAAGAAGCUGCUUGGCUAUUAA
Messenger RNA from Microthlaspi erraticum, 1245 nucleotides. Lineage: Eukaryota; Viridiplantae; Streptophyta; Magnoliopsida; Brassicales; Brassicaceae. The record is from the annotation of a GenBank genome assembly.